Messenger RNA from Heterocephalus glaber (naked mole-rat), 2147 nucleotides. It is a transcript of the gene Gpr119, whose product is annotated as G protein-coupled receptor 119. Gene Ontology annotation, biological process: adenylate cyclase-activating G protein-coupled receptor signaling pathway; regulation of metabolic process. Gene Ontology annotation, cellular component: membrane. Lineage: Eukaryota; Metazoa; Chordata; Mammalia; Rodentia; Bathyergidae. Gene Ontology annotation, molecular function: phosphatidylcholine binding; G protein-coupled receptor activity. The record is from RefSeq and is a predicted model, not a curated record.
AGGUCCUGGGUUCAAUCCCCAGUACCAACCCCCCCCCAAAAUAAACCCACAAAAAACAAACACCAACUUAACUUUUGAAGAAACAAUGGCAUAAAACUUCCCACGUUUCAUGGAAAGUAUUAAUUCAAGAAACUCAGUAAGUUCCAAGUCCUCAUCCUAGACACAUAAAAAUAGGUCUAAAGAAAGCAUGGAGCAGGGUGUGGUAGCACACACCUGUAGUUCCAGCACUCUGGGAGGCUGAGGUACAGACUGGGCAACUUAGUGAGACCCUGUUUCAAAAUAAAAAGGGAAAAAAAAAGAAAAAAAGAAAAAGGGCUGGGGAUGUAACUCAGUAUGGAAGCCUUGGGUUUAAUCCCCAUUACCCCAAAAUAAAAAGAAACAGCUUAAAUGUGUGGUAAUACACUUGAAGGAUGCUGAUGCUGCAUCCCUCAACUAGCUCAUUUGUCCUCAUUUUCCACUUCAACUGAUUAUGAUCAUCUUGCUUGAUUAAAAGCAGUCAUAUAAGGAUUAUUUAUUAGGCAAAUGCUUAAUUAAGCUAGAUCAGUUAUUAAGCUGACACUUGAGGCUUAGGAAUAAAAGAAGUGGAAAUUUAAUAUCAAACUAUGGAGGAAGGAAAAGUGUGAUUAGUCAAUCAUAUCUUCUGUCAGACAGGCAAGCUUUUGAAUGUGCCCAUGCCUCCGAAGCCCUCGAAGCAUCAAUGAAAGGAGAAGGGCCUGGAGACAGCAUGUUCCAGGUACUUAGGAGUUGCCUAGUAACUUGUUGUUGGAGGGGGAGGGACUAGCUCAGGGCCCAGGGGAAGGUCUACACUAGGAUUCUGACUUCAGAAAGCUGGAGAGACAGAAGGCUGAGGACUAAAACAGAGAGGGUAAUUCUUAAUGGCAUCAGGAUCCCAAAGAUGACGAGCUGCCAGCCUGGACUGCCAGUAAUGCCCAGAACUGUACUGUGGCUCUGAACCACAUAGCCCGGAAUUUGAACUGGAGAACCAGCAUGCCCUGUUAAGUGGAAGUCCUCCCACUUCCAGACAUGGAGUCAUCUUACUCAUUUGGAGUGAUCCUUGCUGUCCUGGCCUUCCUCAUCAUUGCUGUAAAUGCACUAGUGGCUGUGGCUGUGCUGUUGUCAAUCCACAAGAACGAUGUUGGUCUCUGCUUCACUUUGAAUCUGACUGUGGCUGACAUCUUGAUUGGUGUGGCUAUCUCAGGCCUCGUCACAGACCAGCUCUUCAUCUCUGCUCAGCCCACACAGAAGACCCUGUGCAGACUUCGAAUGGCAUUUGUCACUUCUUCUGCAGCUGCCUCUGUGCUCACGGUCAUGCUGAUUGCCUUGGACAGGUACCUUGCUAUUAAGCAGCCCCUUCGCUACUUCCAGAUCAUGAGUGGGCUCAUGGCUGGGGCCUGCCUUGCUGGGCUGUGGUUGCUGUCUUACCUCAUUGGUUUCCUCCCACUCGGAGUCCCCAUGUUCCAGCAAACCACCUAUCAAAAGGUCUGCACUUUCUUUGCUGUAUUUCACCCUAGAUUUGUGCUGAUCCUCUCCUGUGCUGGAUUCUUCCCAGCCAUGCUCCUCUUUGUCUUCUUCUACUGUAACAUGCUCAAGAUUGCUUCCAUGCACACCCAGCAGAUCCGAAAGAUGGAACAUGCAGGAGCCAUGGUUGGAGCUUACCGGCCCUCACGGUGUCCCAGCGACUUCAAGGCUAUCCGCACCGUGUCUGUUCUCAUCGGGAGCUUCACUCUAUCCUGGUCCCCCUUCUUUAUCACCAGCAUUGUGCAGGUGGCCUGCCAGGAGUGCAACCUCUACCCAGUGCUGGAAAAGUACCUGUGGCUGCUUGGUGUAGGCAACUCCCUGCUUAACCCACUCAUCUAUGCCUAUCGGCAGAAGGAGGUACGGCAGCAGCUCUACUACAUGGCCUUGGGAGUGAAGAAGGGGCUCACAUCAUUCCUCCUUCUCUUCUCAGCCAGGAAUGGUGGUCCGGAUAGGCCCAGGGGAAGUUCCUGUCAUAUUGUCACCAUCUCCCACUUGGAGAUUGAUGGCUAAGAUGGUAAGGAAAGAGAAGUUUCAAAGCGCCUCUGCCCUCUUUACUCUGAGCCCCAACUAGGAGAUGGAGCUAGGGGAAUGACAGAACUGUCCUCAGGCAAUUGAUUACUCCACCUCCC